UCAAAUAUUGUUAAAUCUGGACCCGUUUCUUACUCUUGUGUGAUGUGAACUAGAUGAACAUAAGGCAUAUCUCUAUGGAAUUAAGCAGUUUAGAAAAAAAUAGUUCGUGGAAAGCAUAGCCGAAUGAACAACGACUACAGUUGCUCAAAUGAAGUAACAGAGUGAUUGGUCAACAGCAGAAAAGAACUGUGCGACGGAAUGAAGUGUAGUGGGGAAAACAGAAAUCGAGGGGGCAGCACUCAGUAGCAAGCUAUUCUAUACGGUGUUCCUUUCGUCUCAGCUCUAAUAUUUCAACAAACUAAACUUUCCGUCAUACAGAAGUACCACUACAAGAAGAAACGCACAUCCAACAGUGAUAAGGGUUGUCACCCUCAGUUUGCGAUGAACGCUGAUAACAACAAUCGCAAAGAAGUGUAUUUACUGGUGACAUCGCUCUGACUGAUUUACCAACUGCUGCAGACAUUUUUCUCCACCGUCAAGUAACAUUUCUUUUUUAUUCUUCUACCGUGAAUUUGAAGACACGUCAAGAUGUAUAAGUUGUUGAGGGGGCUCAAGUCCUACCUAAGGUCGCAGGACAUUGCCAUCGACGGCGCCAUUUUCCGUAUGCACAACCUUUUUACAACGGCAAUGUUGUUGGCCUGCAGCCUUAUCAUCACGGCUAGCCAAUAUGUUGGACACCCCAUUCAAUGUAUAGUAAAUGGUGUCCCUCAACAUGUGGUUAACACGUUUUGCUGGAUCUCCUCGACCUUCACCAUGCCGGACGCUUUUAAAAGACAGGUUGGCAGAGAAGUAGCACAUCCUGGCAUAGCGAACGACUUCAACGAUGAGAGCGCUCAGAAGUAUUACACGUAUUACCAAUGGGUCUGCUUCGUUCUCUUCUUCCAGGGUUUAGCGUGUUACGCUCCGAAAGUAAUCUGGGAUGUAUUCGAAGGAGGAUUAUUGAGGACUUUGGUUAUGGGAUUCAAUGUUGGCAUAUGUACGGCGCCCGAAAAACAAUUCAAGAAGGCUGUCAUUCUCGAUUAUUUGCAGAAACACGUUAAGAGGCAUAAUCUCUACGCUAUAAGAUACUGGGCUUGCGAGUGUCUGUGCUUGAUUAAUGUUAUCGUUCAACUGUAUCUAAUGAAUAAGUUCUUUGAUGGUGAAUUUUUAUCUUAUGGAUUGCGCGUAUUGAAUUAUUCCGAAACGGCACAAGACGAUCGGGUAGAUCCUAUGGUUUAUGUAUUUCCUCGUGUAACGAAGUGCAUUUUCCACAAAUAUGGUGCGUCAGGUAGCAUCCAGAAGCACGACAGUCUUUGCAUUCUGCCUCUCAACAUCGUUAACGAGAAGACGUACAUUUUCAUCUGGUUCUGGUUUAUGAUCCUCGCAACGCUGCUCACUAUUCUUGUGGUCUAUCGUAUCAUCAUCAUCGCCAUGCCCAAAUUAAGGCCAAGAAUCAUGCAUGCAAGGCACAGGGACAUUUCUAUGGAGACCUGCCAAGCGAUUACGAAAAAAGUAGAAAUAGGAGAUUGGUGGCUUCUCCUGAUGAUGGGUUCUAAUAUGGAUCCAUUAAUCUAUAGAGAGAUUAUUAUGGAGCUGUCGAAGAACAUUGAACCUUCAAAGAGUGACAAAAAAUGAAAACAAUAAAAGCAUGCAGUUAACACUAUAGGGAGACAAAAAAACAGAUUAAGGCUAGGCUAGUUCACAUUCCGUUCCAUCCUGCUCAUACUUCCAUUAGAAUCAAACGAAUUAAAUUAAUCUGUGAUCUGUCAGGCGCAAGUUGUAUACUGCCAUUCUUAAUAUGUUAUAUCAAAAGCAAUGUUCAAAAUAUAUGCCGUAAAAGCGAACUGUUCACAUGGUUAACUACAUAUCAUG
Molecule: messenger RNA, 1851 nt
Organism: Nicrophorus vespilloides
Lineage: Eukaryota; Metazoa; Arthropoda; Insecta; Coleoptera; Silphidae
Gene: ogre
Product: innexin inx1
Exons: 4
Coding region: 529-1614 (361 amino acids)
Cellular component (GO): gap junction; plasma membrane
Molecular function (GO): gap junction channel activity
Source: RefSeq, a predicted model, not a curated record